UGAUGACUGUUUAAGUAACGGUUUAACUACUGCUAGCUUGAAGGCCUGUGGUACAUAGCCAAUUAUUAGAGAGAGGUUGAUCAUAUUUAAGAUUGAAAGAUUAAUUAGUGGUAGGACUUAUUACUGUAAGAAGUUAUUACUGAACUUAACGCGGAUCAAUUGGAGAAAAAGAGUAAAAAAAAUGAUAAUGAAAGUAGCUGUACAUAAUGUUAUGUCUGUGAGAUGGUUAUGAGUAAUUUUUUUUCACGUGGUUAAAAUUUGCACAAGUUAAUCUCAGUACAAAGGAGAGCAAAUGCAUCCUUUUGCCUGCUUCUCAUGUCUCUCCCCAGCUAAAUGCAACAUUGACAACAGUGACUGGAAACUGUUGGCUGCGAAACUGGAGCUCAAAGAGCAGAAACGCUGGCUUGAGGGAGCCGAGGAUCCAUUAAUAAUUUGGUCAGAAACAAAAAACAUAAACCUCGCUCAACUCAAAGCCACCAAAUGACUGAACACUAGACACACCAGGUGGGCUUUCUUCUUCACCUGCUUUAACUUUGUGAUCACUUACAGGUCUGGUUCCCAGAAUGUAAAACCUGAUGAUCAGUUCUGCCAGUUUUUUCUGGAGAGGAGACGACAAUCCUUCCUCCAGGUACAACUGUAGUGAACUAAUUGUCCAAUCAUUGGUCUUGGGUUGACUCUGUUCGGAUACUAGAUGCCCCUGGUGAUACAAAAAUAUAUGUACAGGAGAGGUAUGCUGUACUACUGUUGCUGUAAAUAUUUGCCUGUUUAUGUGUUUCUACUCUCAUUAUGACCUGAAUCAGAGCACAAGAAAUAAAAGCCUCCCAGUGGGAUUCAGGUAAACUGAUCCUGGUUCAAUUCUUCAGGUGAUAUCGGAUGAUGAUGAUGAUGAUGAGAAGUAGGAGGUGGGUGUGGUUACUGUCUGCAGGUAUGAAGGCAAAAACUGAUAUUACCUGCUUUCAGUACUGAGAGAAGCUCUCUGGAGUGAAUUUCAUUGAUACAAAUGGAGCGUCUCCAGGUGUGGGGCAUUUUCAGCCUCAUCGUUCUCACCGCCGCCCAGAAAACCACAAACGGCCCCCACCCUCAGCCCUCCUAUCUGCUCCUCGCUCCCAAAGCCCUCCAACAUGGAAUCCCAACAUCUAUAUCAAUCACCAUCCUGAUCCCUUCACCGGUCACUGUAUCUGCUCACAUUGUUCGUGGAAACCUAACAAUGGCCUCACAAUCUGUUAAAGUUGAAGGGGGUUCAACCACACUGCUGACUUUGCCGCCUAUUAGUGACAGCGAGCCCAAUCACUGGGAGGCCUACAUACUGGAGGUCAAAGGUCACAGAGGAGAAGUCCAGGUUUUCUCCAGCUCCACAAAGCUCCACUUGGAUGUCGAAGAUAUCGCCACCUUCAUUCAAACAGACAAAGUAAUGUACUUACCUGGGCAGACGGUGAAGAUCAGAGUUAUUUCCAUUCACUCUGAUGGGAAGCCCUUCAUCAGCCCCGUGGACAUCAUCAUCAGGGAUCCGAGGGGAAACCUGCUCAGGCAGUGGCUGGCUGCAGACAGCGUCCUUGGCGUUGUGUCCAAAGAGUUUCAGCUGUCUGAAAACCCUCCUCUGGGUCAGUGGACCAUCAUCACUACAGUCAAAGACAUUUCAAGUGUGAAGUACUUCACUGUGGCUCAAUAUGUACUGCCAAAGUUUGAGGUUUUGAUCGAUGCUCCGGAUGUCAUUUACCGUGAGGACCCUCUGGAGGGCUCCAUCACAGCAAAGUACACUUACGGGAAGCCCGUUCAGGGACACCUGAAUAUGACGUUCAUUUAUCACUUUCACGGUACUGUCGAGUUUUACUAUGAGGACAGAGAGAUUGAUGGUACUGAAAGCUUCACAUUUGAUGCUCCUGAUUAUUUCCAAAUGAGAAAUGAUUCCAAAAUGAUGUACUACGAGGGAAACGCUGAGGACCUAACAGUUGUGGCUCAUGUGACUGAAUACCUCACAGGCAUUACAUAUAACAGUACGGCAACAGUAGGUUUGUCAAAAACCAGAUAUAAAGUCUCCUUUGAAGAAUAUCACAAAUUAUUGAGGCCCUCUUUAACCUUCAGCGCCAGGCUGAAAAUAUCUACAUACAACAAUCAGCCACUGUCACUGGAGGAUCGCCAAAGCUUUGUUGAAGUUUCAGUGAUUCAGCAAAAGCAAAGAUUUUGGGGUUGGAUCGGAGACAUGGUGAUAGACACGGAGCCUAAAACAUCGAACAGUUCAGGAACUUCAGAAAGUCCAAAGGAGAUGCUACCUAAAGAAAUGAAGUUUCCUGUCCCUGCAGAUGGACUCAUACCUUUCAGCAUUGAAAUCACGAGUGAAACAGACAUGCUCAGUAUUGAUGCUUCUUUUGAGGACAGCCAUAGCAAUCUAUAUAUACAGCGAAGCUACACAUCCCCCAGUGAGAGCUACCUGCAGAUUCAGAAACCCUUCACACCUCCCGAGGUUGGUUCGCCCUUUCUGCUGCACAUUGAAAGUAAUUUUCCAUUGAAUGAGGUUCACUACCUGGUGAAGUCAAGAGGACAGGCGAUUUCUGCCGGGAAAGGCUCUCUUGAUCUGACUCUGGUCCCAGAAGUCUCCUGGGCUCCUCUGGCCUGCAUCAUCGUUUACUGUGUGCACCCCAGCGGAGAGGUCAUCAAUGAUGCAAUCCAGCUGCCAAUCAGACAGUUUUUACAAAACCAGGUGUCGCUUAGUUGGAGCAGUGUUGUAAAGAGGCCAGCUGAGACUGUGACCCUGAAUGUGAGUGUACUGGAGCCCAACUCAGUAGUCGGGAUCCUGGUGGUUGACAAGGCGACGCAGUGGGCGGGAUCAGACAAUGACAUCACCACGGACACGGUGAUGAAGCAGAUGAAGGAGUUUGGCAAUUCCAUGGCUGACGGCAACAAUGAAACGCCAAAACUGGGGGAUCCACACUCUGUUUUCAAGUCAUGUGAUCUUGUGGUUUUCACUGAUGCCAGUUUGAAAACGUAUCAAAUAAUGCACGACUUCCCAGGGGAGAUAAUGUUUUACACUACUGCGACAGAGCAUUUACGUGGAGAGCAACAAAAGGAACGUGUGCGUUGGUACUUUCCAGAGACCUGGAUCUGGAUGGACACAAACACCAGUAAUUCAAACACAAAGGAAAUGGCGCUAACUGUACCAGACAGCAUCACAACCUGGAUUGCCACUGCCUUUGUGAUGUCUGAGAAUCUGGGACUGGGAAUUGUAGAGCAACCAGCAGAGCUGACAGUGUUCCAGGAUUUCUUCCUGUCCUUAAAUCUUCCGGCCUUCAUCAUCCGGGGAGAGGAGCUGCUGCUGGAGAUCAUUCUGUUCAACUACCUCCAAGAGGACCAGAAGGUCACCGUCACUGUUGCACAGAGUGAGACCUUCGAGUUCGUCUUCCCAGACAACGAGCAGCUCUCCACGCCCGGUGUUCAUCCGGUGUUUGUGAAGAGUGAAAGCGGAGCAACCGUCCUCAUUCCCAUCAGGCCGCUGGUCCUCGGGGAGAUCCCCAUCUCUGUGAAAGCCAACUCGGAUGCAGUGUCCGACUCUGUCCACACAACAGUGUUAGUUAAGGCCGAAGGUCUUGAACAGUCGUUUUCCACCUCCCUGCUGCUUGAGCUUUUACCAGCAGGGAUGAGCCUGUCUAGAAACGUUACGUUUACCUUCCCACCAGAUGUUGUGGAGGGCAGCGAGAGAGCUUCAGUUAUGGCUGUCGGUGAUAUCCUCGGUCCAUCCAUCAGUGGUCUGGACUCACUGAUUCAAAUGCCUUAUGGCUGUGGGGAACAGAACAUGAUUAACUUUGCACCAAACAUCUACGUUCUCCAGUAUCUGGACGCCACAGGACAGGAUAGCAAGAAAACCACCGACCAAGCCAUAAACUACAUGAUGCAAGGUUAUGAGCGGGAGCUCACCUUUCAGAGAGGAGAUGGCUCCUUUAGCGCCUUUGGAGAGCAGGACUCAUCUGGAAGCACCUGGCUCUCUGCUUUUGUGCUGAGGUGUUUCCUGCAGGCACGGCCCUUCAUCAACAUUGAUUCCAACGUGCUGCACAGUGUGGCAGCUUGGAUCGCCAGCCAGCAAGGGCAUGAUGGGAGUUUCUUGGAGCCCGGCAGGGUGAUCCACACCGAGCUCCAGGGAGGUCUGGACGGGCCUGUUUCUCUCACGGCCUACGUCCUCAUCGCCCUGCUGGAAGACGCUAGCGUCAAGGCUCUGUAUGAGACCAAGGUGUCUGCAGCCGUGAUGUACCUGGAGACCCAGCUUGCUCUUGGUGUCUCCAGCAACUACAGCCUCAGUCUACUCACCUACGCUCUGGCUUUGGCAGGGAGCUCCAAAGCCCAAUCAGCACUCAAUAAUCUGACUGGACGAGCUGAGAUAAGAGACGGUGUGCCGAUGUGGUUCUCCCUGGAUGACGGCCUGUCCUCAUCGUGGCAACCUCGUUCUUCUGACAUUGAGAUGGCGUCCUACGUGCUGCUGUCUCAUUACAAGCUGAACUCAAUCCCAGAGGGUCUGAACCUAAUGAAGUGGCUCAGCCAGCAAAGAAACCACAGAGGAGGAUUUGGAAGCACUCAGGACACAGUUGUGGCUCUCCAGGCUUUGUCUAUGUUCGCGGCUCGCAUUGGGUCGCACGACACUGACGUCACAAUCAGGGUGGACAUCGACCCUUCGACCACUGUCGCCUCCUUCCAAAUCAACAACGAGAACUACCUGCUCCAUCAGAGCCAACAGAUUACUCCAGAAGAAAGUUUAAUCCUGCAGGUGACAGCAGAAGGUCGUGGACUCGCCUUGUUUCAGCUUAACGUUUUCUACAACGUCAGGAACGAGGAGAUGAGGAGAAGGAGGCGAGAAGCUGGCGAACAGGAAGCGUUUGAGCUGUACGUCGAGCUGGUCGACAGCGAAGAAAACUCUGCACAUCUGUACAUCUGCACCAGGCUGGUGUAUGGUCUGGGCCUGAGUGCAACGGGAAUGGCCAUCAUGGAGGUGGGGCUGCUGAGUGGCUUCAGUCUGUCGCCGGUUGGCAUCGAGACUAACGACGCUGUAAAGAAAGUGGAGACGCAGCUGGGAAAAGUCAUCCUGUACCUGGACUCAGUGACAACGCUGGAGAUGUGUGUCCAGAUUCCUCUGAUUAUUGAGUAUAAAGUUGCCAAAGUCCAGGAAACUACGGUCGUCAUCUAUGAUUACUACGAACCAAGGCGGAGGAUGGCGAGGACAUACACGUCGCAGUGGAGGAGCCGCAUAUCCUCCUGCUCACUCUGCGGGGACAGCUGCAGUCAGUGCAACGUAAACGGCGACUUCAUUCCCGACGAAGCCAUCUUCAAUGCAUCAAACAGGAACAGCGUCCACUUCAAUCUGAGUGGUUUUCUGCCCAUACUGCUCCUCCUCUUCAUCAUCUUUGAAUUGUAAACAUGUCUAAACAAAAAGCUGCACAUAUAAAUCUGUCAGGCUUGGUUCAAGGUUGUGGGGUUCUUAUUUUGUUUCUGACUAAAAUAGAAAACUGUGUUAGAGAUGCAGAAAGUCACAGGACUCUUCUUUGUACUGUCCAAAAAUAAACGUGACUGAUAAAUUUUGAUUUCCGUUGCAGGUUUUCUUCUCUUUGUGUCCUCAUUUUAAACUCCCCUACACUCACCAACUUCAGCUGUGCUGAAGAAGCGUGCAUGUACCUGUGAAAGAAAGCUGGUGCGUGUGACAGGAUAUGAAAAACACUUGGUUCACAAUAAUGUUAGCAGCUGGGCGUUUCUUUUGUCUGUAGAAGCAAACAUUUAAAUAUGAUUUUGAGGUGAAGUUCCCCAUUAAAAGCUUAUACAGGAACAUGUUUUGGUCCAAACAGAGAUCAUUCAGGUUCAGAGGCGUGCUCAAAAAGUCAGAGUUUUCACUGUCACCAAGGUCGCGCUCUUUCAAUCGAACUCCUAUGAACUUACAAACUGCUCUGCAGGUGGCUAACUUCAGAGUUUGGUUUAAAUCGGCUCCACAUUUCACUGAUUCUGUUACUUACAAUCUGUAAGUGUGAUAUAAGUGCUCAGGGGUAUUUUACUAUCUGCAGCACAAACUGCAUGUCCUGGCAAUUUAU
Haplochromis burtoni (Burton's mouthbrooder) is the source of this 6059-nucleotide messenger RNA. RefSeq names its product CD109 antigen. The record is from RefSeq and is a predicted model, not a curated record. Gene Ontology annotation, molecular function: endopeptidase inhibitor activity. Gene Ontology annotation, cellular component: extracellular region. NCBI's taxonomy places the organism in Eukaryota, Metazoa, Chordata, Actinopteri, Cichliformes, Cichlidae. The transcript is spliced from 33 exons. Bases 1001 to 5395 code for a protein of 1464 amino acids.